This is a messenger RNA of Anopheles funestus (African malaria mosquito), 1421 nucleotides long. RefSeq lists its product as uncharacterized. The record is from RefSeq and is a predicted model, not a curated record. The coding region runs from base 171 to 1421 and encodes 416 amino acids. Lineage: Eukaryota; Metazoa; Arthropoda; Insecta; Diptera; Culicidae. The transcript has a single exon.
CAUGAACUGUCAAAUUUGACAACCGCCUUUUAAACUGUCCAUUUGAAAUUAAUGUGGCUUAUGGUUGUGUCACAUUUUGAGGGCUUAAAAUAUUUAAAAUUAUUGUAACAUUCCGCUUGCAGACGUCAAAGUGUCAACACGUGUAUUUAUAUUGAGUUGCAAGCCUCGCAAUGAGCGACGGAACAUUUUCUCGAUACGAUAAGAACACUUUUCGUAUCGUUUAUUCCAAUAUUCCUGUGAAGCCUUCACAGAAUGAAACAAUUGAUUUCAUGGUGGACACCUUGAAGAUUGCAGUAGAAAAGGUGUCUUUGGUGCAGCUGAACGGUGUAAAGGGCAUUGUGUAUGUCACGAUGCAAACACUGGAGGAAGCUCAAGCUCUAGUGAGUGAACACGCUGGGAAGCACUUUCUGACACACGACGGGAAGAAGUUCCCUGUGACAAUCACCAUGGAGGACAACACAACAAUCGUGAAACUCCGUGAUCUGCCCCCUGGAAUACCUGACAGUGAUGUGAAGGCAGCUUUGUCUGUAUAUGGAGAGGUGAUUACGAUCACCAGGGAAGUGUGGGCACCGUCAACACGCUUUGCAGGGGUCGCCUCUGGAAUUCGAAACGUUCGAAUGAAAAUAACCAACCCCAUAAAAUCCUUCAUCACGCUGGGUGAUGAAGUGACCAGUGUGUCCUACCCAGGACAACGCCAAACUUGCCGUAGCUGCCAAGAACCAGUGCACCAUGGUCUUAAUUGUGUGCAAAGUCGGCAAAGCCGCUUUAGGGAAACCCUGUCCCAAAAUAAGGCACCGUCGCAAAAGGCAUCAUACGCUAAUCCCUUAUGCACAGCACCAACACCAUCACCAAUCCAAGCCGCUAGUGAACCGCCGUUUACUGUGGUCGGUAAUAAAAAGAUGAAGAAUAAACCAAAAUAUUCUUCUCUCGUGGCGUCCAAUGCGAAAGCAACUGUGGAUAAAAAGCGUGCUGCAGCAUCCACAUCAAAAAUCGCGCAUAGGCUCAUCGUUCCGAUUAGAGACGUGCAAAUUGCGAUUAACCGAAUGACACCCGAAGUGAUUACGCAGCAGAAGGCAAAAGAGCAAGCGGCACCGAUGGAAGAAGCUGCUAUCGAACUAACCGCUGCACUCGUCUCCGACACUGCUCCAACUGCCGCCGCCCCUACUAGCGGUUGGCCGAGUCUGCCCGUUCUCCAGCCGCAAGAGAAGGAAGCGGUAUUUAAAGUUCCGCUCGACAUUCCCUCCCAUCCCUCUUCCUUCCACUCCACUGAUGAAAUGCUCGGGGUAAAACGUAAACAAACUGCCGAGACGGAUAAUGAGAGUGACGGCUCAUGUCCUUCUACACACAGCCAAUCGAGUGUGACAAAGCGUAAGCCUGGUCGCCCUCCAAAAAGGUUCACUUACACACCUGUACCGAUGUAA